AUGGCCGGCAACAUUGCAUUUCUGAUUAUCGGUACCACCUCGUUUUUCUCGCUUCUUCUCUACACCAUGAACACCGUGCUUGCCCAGGAGAUGGUGGCUGAGUUUGUGGGAAACGUUAUAACUAGAAACUCAGCGCUCAGCGUCACGUUUGACAACGCGAUUGUGCCCAAUUGGAAAGAUGGAAAAAUCCAGUUCAAUCACUGUGUGGUGAGCAGACGACCACGCAAACGGCACAUGUUCCGCAAAAAGGACAAAAGUGCUGAGACAGCUCCUGAGGAAGACCUUGAUGACGGCAAUUAUACCCAAUUUGAUCUGACAAUCGACCAAAUCGACAUCUCUCUGAGUUUCGGAAAGUGGUUGUCGGGCAAGGGAAUAAUCGACAACUGCUCUUUGCGUGGUGUGCGUGGCGUGGUGGACAGGACGCACGUUUAUUGGAAACCGGGUGAUUCUGCUCUAAACUACAAAAAUAUCCACCGGCCGGGCGACUGGGAGAUAUCCGAUUUCCGCAUGCAGGAUCUAUUGGUGACGAUGCAUAACCCAAAUAACUUUCGCAGUUUUGACAUUUCUGUGUACAACUGCGAGCUGCCAUUGUUUCGUAAAAACUGGUUAUUUUUCGACAUUUUGAACGGCAGACACAUCAAUGGCUGCUACGAUGGCGCACUGUUCACCAUCGACCGUGUGCAGACCACAGACGAUUUCCGUGGGGAGCGGCAGAUUGGCGGGGAGGUUGAAGAGUACCGCAAGGCGCCCACGCACCGCUCGCGUCAGGAGAUCGACCUCACAAACAAAACUGUCACCAGACUACGGAUCGACAACCUUCCCUUGGAGCAUCUGAACGGCGGCAUGAAGGGCCCGUUUGGGUGGAUCCACAAGGGAACAGUGGAUAUGAUUGGAGACGUUAUAGUUCCAGAAAACGCAUCGACUGAACAAGCUACGCUCAGAGACGUUUUCAAAUACUACACCUCCUCGGAAAAAAACGAGAGUUAUGACGCUCCAUUCAUCAUGGAUUUCUAUCUGCGACUCAAUAACCCGAAGGCCAGCGUGCCAUUGUUCUCGAACGAGCUGUCGUACGUGAACAGCGCGCUGAUUCGGCCGAUCGUUGGCUACAUCAACUCCCGAAAAACUUUCAUCCCUAUUUAUUGCCGCGUUUACAAACAACUUAAGGACUUCGACGGGUCGUGGACCGUCUACGACAGUCUGUUGAUGGACGAUUUGAGUGUCGGCGUGUACAACAGUUUUGUUGAGUACUUAAGUGACGAGCAGUUCCAGCGCGAAAAGCUGCGCAAGGUGGGGUUCUGGUCGCUGCAGUUCAUGAUCCAGCUGAUUCUAUGGAGUCUCAGCGCAGUUUAG
Messenger RNA from Ogataea parapolymorpha DL-1, 1350 nucleotides. RefSeq names its product Mitochondrial inner membrane protein. The record is from RefSeq and is a predicted model, not a curated record. Bases 1 to 1350 code for a protein of 449 amino acids. The transcript has a single exon. NCBI's taxonomy places the organism in Eukaryota, Fungi, Ascomycota, Pichiomycetes, Pichiales, Pichiaceae. Gene Ontology annotation, cellular component: mitochondrial inner membrane. Gene Ontology annotation, biological process: mitochondrion inheritance.